CUGUUGUCCGGGAAGAAACGCACUGUGACUAAAAAAGUUUGGCAAAACGAAAAUGGGCGUUUCCAGUAUCGUUCACAGAAUUGGCCUUGGGGCAAUGAUGUUUUCGUUCUUGUAGGAAAAACGGGACUGAUCAAAGAGAGCAGUGUUUCUUUGUUUGAUAGUGAGUGAGAGAGAAGCUAGCGAGAGCAUCGUCUGAGAAUGCCUGGUAGAGACAGAGAGAGAGAUGAGCAAGUUGAAAAAUGACCGAAAGUGAAAAAGAGCGUCGAGAAACAAAAUUGAGAUGCAAAAAACGCUUGUUUGGAAAAAAUAGAACUCGAAUUAGUGGUUUUCGGUAGUUGUCGACCAUUCACUCUACAUCUUUGAAAAAAACAGAGGCUCCGAAAAGGGCAAGUGGAUUUGUCAGAAGGAUACGAAAUCGUAGAAUUUAGUCGUUCUAAAAAGGAUGAAUGAUUAUAGUGCUAGUUCUAGGUCUCGUCGUUGUCGAUCUAUCUAUACCCACCGGCUAGGAGGGAUGGUUGCUCGUAAUGUGCAAUCCUCCUUUUGGAGCGUGUGGUAGAAUAAAGACAGCUGCCUCGCUAUGCAUUGCCGUUAAUAUGGUCCCCUGAGACCGGUGAUGCACAAUGGCGUUGGACAUUCACUGAUGCCUCGUUGAUUGAUGUCGCUCGAAGAAGGGUUUUAAAAUCGUGCCGAGGCUAGAUCGUACGUAGUCUUCUUAAGUCGCCUUCCAUUUUGAGCAAUUGUUGUACUCUUAGACCACGAACAAGGAAGAGAAUGUUGGUGCACAUCUAAGGAAACUGAAAAGUCCAUGGCGGCACCUUUAUCAAAAGUCCGUUGUCGUGCCUAGGCGCGCGGGCGGCAGCAUUUUUCGGAGGACACGCUUGACCUAGGAUUCGCGAAGUGCCGAUAACUUGGCCGACGUGAAGUACAGCGGUCCUGUGCGCAUCAGGACAAGGAAUAGUCUUCCACAGCUCAUCAACCUUUCCUAGGAACGACGCCUACUAGAGGGACACGACAUCACCAAAAUGACAAAAGACGGCGAAGGCAAGGGCUAUUUAGCCGACUUGCAGGAUGAGGACUACGACGAUGCGGUUUCACGACGUCGCCAGCGGUCGUUGGCGGGCAAGGUGUGCCAGGAUAUGUGCCUUUUCGGCAUAUUCCUAUCCGCAUUCACCAUCGUCGUUCUGGCGUCCUUGUCACAAGAUAGUUCUCUGUUAGUCGCAAGAACGCAAGAAAUAAUGGCCAUGAAGAACAGCACAGCACCUUUGGAGAGCGUGAACAGCGUUGAGAGCUUCUACGACUACGUGGAGAACUUCUUCGACGUCCUGUUUACCAGUACGGCAAAGGAAACGGGUCAGUUUUUAGUCGUUCUUCUCUUCUCUUCAUAUGAUAGUCGUUGAGAUCAUGAAUACUUCAUGUGUGUACACCUAGCAAUUUUUGUGCGAGCUUGUUGUAGCGGAAACGCAUGGUCCCAAAAUCAACCCCCCUUUCAUUUCCCACACGACCGACACCGAGCUGGCGAAAAUGCGAUCGCAGGUGAUGCUGCCGCUGGACACGAGCAACAGGCUUUUCGGCACGGUUCAGAUGCGGCAGUGGCGAGUGACGAAGAAAGAGGGAUGCCAAGUUGGCACCAUGUUUAGUGAGUACAUGACGGAGUGUUAUCCGGUCUUUUCCACAGGGGUCGAAAGUAAGGAGGCGUACGGGUCUACAACUAAUCCGAAUGAUCCAGAGUUCAUUUAUUCGGAGCCAGAUCCGUUGCAGUCCGAAUCGGUGACAGGACAAGUGAGUACGUAUCCGGCAGGCGGUUAUUUUCUCGCAAUAUCAGCGAAUGCGACGAAGGCGACCGCGUCUUUGGCAAGAGCGAAAGCACAAAAGUUCAUAGAUGUGCAGACGAGAGCGGUACUUCUUGUAUGGGCGUUUUGGUAAGAUCUGAGUCGAUUGUUGAUCCCUUGUUAUCGAGAUUUCACUUUUGCCGCAAAAGGACUCGCAGCUAUUGAUCGUAGUUCUUCUGCCCAUCAUCUCAUGAGAUUUAGUACAAUUACUUGAGACGUAAUGAACGGACAUCUCACGAACAAACGCCCCCCCGCCUCAACAAACGCCCCAAGCCACACUGCUUCCUCCACGACAGGUCGCCCUCACUUUCGCUCUUUGGAACAGCAAUUUGGACCAGUAUAGUGCCAACAUGAUACUUUUCGAGUUUCCAGCUGUUGGCAAGGUGCAAACGAAAUUCACGACUCUAGUACUUACGCAGCGGCAAUUGCAGAUAUUCGGAGGCUCCACAGCAGCAGACAUGAUAGCCUGGAUCAUGGACUGUGUGGUGCUGGUGUUUGUGCUCUACUUUAUGGUGGGCUGCUGAUGUGCUCUACUUUUUGUUGGGAUGGGACUAAACUCACACAUGGAGAUGGACAACUGGAAAAAGAAGUUCUCUUCUCGUGCAUAUUUAUAAUAAAUACUACAGUUCUUCGCCAUGAGGACGGAGAGGACCAGGUUUGGUCUCCUUAUUUCCUAUUGUGUAAUCCAAAAGUGUAUGAAAAGUAUUUCCUAGAAGAACCCAGAAAUGAGUCUUCCUAGAACCCAAACGAGUAGUGGGAACCUUCUAAUGCCCACAUCGCGGAAGAGUUAUCCGAAAUCUCGAUCGAGAGGUGGGCGUAUCUCGAGGACGGAUGGAAUAUUCUGGAUUGGAUCAACAUGGGCUUGUUGUUAACGGCGUACACGAUUCGAAUGACCGCGUACAUGGAGAUUGGCAGCGUCGGCCAGCUGGGAGCAGCAGAAACUGUUGGGGGACCAGGAAGAUUCGAAGCCUACACAAAUUUGCAAGGGAUUGCAAGUACGAUCGGAUAUUUUUAUAGACGACUGACUCCUGACCAUCACCUAAGAUGACUUCUGAAGAAGACUAGAGAUAUUAUCUGAUAAGCACAUAUAAAAGUGGUAGUGUGAAGAUCGAGAGCCACUACGACACGACUUCCUAGUACAUUUGCAUGACGCCGGAAACAAAAGGAACCAACUUGAUAAAACAAAACAGACAAAGUCGAUACCUCGCGCUUGAUUAACGCGAUAAAUGCGGUGCUGCUGUGGGGCAAGUGCGUGAAAUACAUCGGCUUCUUCCCAUACAUCCACUUCUUGUUUAACAUCAUCCAGGACAGUAUGGCCUAUUUCGUGUAUUUCAUCUUGCUUUUCGCGAUCAUCCAGAUCGGGUUCGUGAUCUCGUUUGUGGUCUCCUUCGGCGAUGUGCUGGCGGAAUUGAAUUCUGUAUUUUUCUUUUUUACUCCAUAGAAAUACUGACUCUGAAGAGUCCUAGAUAAAUCUCAUUAUUAUUUGUAGACACUCUAGUCCACAUGCAAUAUUUGUCAGACACACACCAUGAUCGUGUAUCCUAUGCGCAAACCCUAAACCCUAAUUCCAUCCUACCCAAAGGUCGCCGCUGGCUGGCUCUACACCAUUCGAUCUGUCUGUGCGGAUAUCGACGUUUUGCCGAUUUUCGAGAAGGAUGCUAUUGUCGGAGCCGUCUUUAUUCUGCUUUAUUACAUCGUGGUUAUUCUGGUCUGCAUCAACGUCUUCUUCAGCAUCAUGGCAGCGACGUUGAUGGAAGCCACGUAUGACGCGAGGAAAGGUACUCUAUUUCGCUGCACAUGUAGUAGUGGUCAUGUUUGAAUUUCAGGGAAAGGGAUUUGAAAUGCAGAAAUAGUUGAGCGUUCGUCUCAUUUGGCCGUAACACUACUCAAAAAACUCCACUUCCCGCCCGUCCUUCCCUUCCAGCCGAGUCCCAAAAGAACGAGAAGUCCGAGGCCAUCGUUGUGGUGAUCCAAAUGACAAGGGAGUAUUUUGGCAACUUGUGCCAGUGUCAGAAGCGAAUAAGGCAGUUGUCACCAGCACUUGCAGCAAGAAUAUACGGCGCUAAAAAGAAGGCAGUAGAGGAUGGAGACGUGAAAAAGAAUGACAGGCAAGGAGCGCUUAAGGAUCGAGGAGGCGCGCGGGAGGAGAUGGAUGCUACGGGGGCUAAAGACGACCUGCCAAUGUUGGGAUUGAGGAGUGCAGAGAACAUGAGCAAAACGAUUAAGGAGUUUACUCCGAAAGAGGUACUGCUCGGUUGCCAAGAACAUUGCUGCUGGCCUUCCAUCUUCCAUCUUUCUAGGACUCUUACUUUUUGAGGAAGCUCGUCUUCUGAGAGACAUGUAGGAUAGGGGCCUGUAUUGAUCUGACCCCUCCCACAGGUGAUGCGCGCAGUCGAGCAUCUCGCAGGACGAGUGCUGUCAAAGAUUCACGCUUGCGGCAUUGAGAUCCGAAUUGAGGUUUUGCGAGUCCAGGAAUCCUUGGGGCAGAUGGUUGGUGUCGCAGAAGCCCUGUCUAUGAGGAUGGACAAGAUUCAGAGAUCGCAGAACAAGUUUCUCAAGGACUUUGCUGGCUAAGAUGAUCUAUCUACCUCUCCAAGAUCCCAGUAGUGAUCCCCAGAAGUAGCCCUUUACUCUUUAGAUCUCUCGUUGGUACUAUUUUUGCAUUUCCGCCAGUUCUCUUGCUUGCAUCGAAAUUAACUGUCAAUUAGAAACGAAAGCUUCUGUUAUACCUGUGCUUCUAAAUUUUACUGUUGAAUUCGAGAAAACCUAAAGACUCACACCACUUCAAUUUCACUAAUUGCCUUGAAGUCAAAGACACUAAGUCUCUGCUAAACGGUCAGGAAAUGUGAUGUGUCAAUUAGUACUAAAAGGAUCGAAAUGAUGUUGAACUCCUAAGAUGUUGGGCAGAUUUUUAGAUGUUAAUCAAAAAUGCGAUUACCGAGGGGAAAACCUGAAAUCUCCAU
Molecule: messenger RNA, 4792 nt
Organism: Amoebophrya sp. A25
Lineage: Eukaryota; Dinophyceae; Syndiniales; Amoebophryaceae
Source: the annotation of a GenBank genome assembly